Messenger RNA from Ilex paraguariensis (yerba mate), 846 nucleotides. The record is from the annotation of a GenBank genome assembly. Lineage: Eukaryota; Viridiplantae; Streptophyta; Magnoliopsida; Aquifoliales; Aquifoliaceae.
AUGAAGGUGGUGGAGUUCAGGAGAUGGGCGUUGCACAUUCAAAAUCACGCGGCCAAGCUACAUGAUCAAGAUGAUGGUCUUGAUCCAAGGUCCACUGCCAUUUUAUUUUCCAAUUCCAUCUGCAUCGGUGAGAAGACUAUCAACAACGAAGACUGCUUUGCACUGAAGCUUGAAGCUGAGUCCUCAACACUGAGAGCAAGAAGCAGCAGCAAUGCUGAGAUACUGAGACACACUGUUUGGGGCUACUUCAGUCAAAGAACAGGCCUCUUGGUGAAACUUGAAGACACUCACCUCAUUAAUAUCAAAGUCCCUGGAAAUAACAGUGUCUUCUGGGAGACGACCAUGGAGUCAUUAAUACAGGAUUAUCGGAUCCUCGAUGGCAUUAACAUCGCACAUGCUGGUAGUACGUCUGUUUCAUUAGUGAGGUCUGGUGAGAAUUCAGAAAGCCAUUCCAGUACGCAAAUGGAAGAGGAUUGGACGAUUGAAGAAGUGGACUUUAACAUCAAGGGACUGUCGAUGGAUUGUUUCUUGCCUCCUGGGGACUUGAAGAAAGAGGAAGAGGGAUGUGGUGCUGUGAACAGCAAUGUUACAACGAGCAAUGCCCGACUACCAUUCAAGGUUAGAGCCACUUCGUCGAGGCUUGGUGUUGCAAAGGUUGUGGCUGUUGAAGAAGAUGAUUUGGAGGACAUUGAAGGGGCAAAAGAAUUGCGGGUACAGCGGGUGGAACCUUUAGUCAGCCUGCGGGCUGGAGUCAGCAGCGUGGCUCAUGCCUUGGCUACUCGGGCUUUGUGGUGGGAUGGCCAGUUUUCAGGUGAGGCCUUGCGUUGGGCUUAUUUUACAGGAUGA